Messenger RNA from Panicum hallii, 889 nucleotides. Its product is annotated as ethylene-responsive transcription factor ERF039-like. Gene Ontology annotation, biological process: regulation of DNA-templated transcription. The record is from RefSeq and is a predicted model, not a curated record. The transcript has a single exon. NCBI's taxonomy places the organism in Eukaryota, Viridiplantae, Streptophyta, Magnoliopsida, Poales, Poaceae. Gene Ontology annotation, molecular function: DNA-binding transcription factor activity; DNA binding. Bases 146 to 889 code for a protein of 247 amino acids.
UCAGUUGAGUUCUAAGCCGUAGCCGCAGCGGAUUAAGUCGCAAGAGACGCCACUAGUCCGUCGUCAUCAGCAGCAAGCGAGAAGGCUUAGUCGAUCGCCGACCAUCGUCAGCGCUUCACUUCUGGUCACGUCAGAGCGAGGAAUAAUGGAGCACGAGCAGGUGUUGCCGCAGGUGUCGUCCGAGGCCUGCACCUGCAGCGACAACUCGAGCUCGAUCACCUCCGUCAACGCGGCGUCGCCGAGCUCCAGCGACGACUCCGGCAGCGCCGGCGGCAACAAGGGCACGAAGCGGCCGCGCAGGGACCUCAAGCACCCGACGUACCGCGGCGUGCGCAUGCGGACGUGGGGCAAGUGGGUGUCGGAGAUCCGGGAGCCCCGCAAGAAGUCGCGCAUCUGGCUCGGCACCUUCGAAAACCCGGAGAUGGCGGCGCGCGCGCACGACGCCGCCGCGGUCGCCAUCAAGGGCCGCGCCGCGCACCUCAACUUCCCGGAGCUCGCGCACGAGCUGCCCCGCGCCGCGUCGGCGGCACCCAAGGACGUGCAGGCCGCCGCCGCGCUCGCCGCGGCCACGCUGGUGGCUGCUGCUUCGCCCGUCGUCCCGUCCUACAACAACGCCGACGCAGCGGAUGCCGACACGGCGGCUGACCAGGCGGUCGAGCAAUACGAUUACGAGCAAGCGGCGGCGCCGGACUUCGGCAUUGAGAAUGCAGCUCCGUCGUGCGGCGGCAUGGGACUGGACCUCGCGUUCCUCGACGUGCCGGAUGCUCCUCUGGACUUCGGGUACAUGCUGUCGCCGCUGCCGCUGCCUCCGUCUUACUGUGGCUCGCCGUGGGAUGACAUCGCCGACGAGCUCUGCUUCGAGGAGCCCUUGCUGCUCUGGGAGCAUUGA